CCAAGAUGGCGCCCAUCGGCGACAGGGAUAGACAGGGCAGUGUCAUCGACGAAAAUACAGAAGAUGAGGAGGGACAAAAUCUUUGGGCUUCUAUUCUUAGUGAAGUUCAAUCCAGUUCCAGUUCUAAACUGCCUUCAUGCAAGUCAGUUUUAGUUUUAGGUGAUAAUGAAUGCGGUAAAACCACGCUAGUAGCCAAGCUCCAGGGCGCAGAUGACCCAAAGAAAGGUUCCGGCUUGGAAUAUAACUAUUUAGACGUCAAAGACGAAUACAGAGAUGAUCACACUCGAUUAGGCACAUGGAUCCUUGACGGUGAUCCACAUCACACAGGUCUUCUCAAAUUUGCACUGUCAGAGGAAAACUUUGAACACACGAUAGUUUUGUUAGUCGUUUCUAUGGGCCAUCCGUGGGCGAUCAUGGAUUCGUUAAAAAAAUGGAGCGCAAUAUUACGUGAUCAUAUAGACCUACUAAGGAUACCUCCGGAGCAGAUGAGGGACUUUGAACAAAGUUUGGUGACACAUUUCCAAGAAUACGUCGAACCAGAGGAGGGCAAAGAGAGUCACACACAGCCCGCGAGACGAGGGCCAAAUCCGCUACAUCCUGUUGCGAGUCAAGACGAGGAUAAAGUGCUCCUCCCACUGGGCGAGACCACGUUAACACAUAACCUUGGAAUUCCUAUAGUAGUUGUAGUUACAAAGAGUGAUGCAAUCUCCACAUUAGAAAAAGAACAUGAUUACAGAGAAGAGCAUUUUGACUUUAUACAGCAACACAUUAGGAAAUUCUGUUUAAAUUAUGGUGCAUCCCUGUUUUAUUCUUCUGUAAAAGAAGACAAGAACUGUGACUUACUAUUAAAGUACCUCCUUCAUAGAAUAUAUGGGUUUCCGUUCUCAGCCACAGCAUUAGUCGUUGAACGAGAUGCUGUGUUCAUCCCAGCUGGUUGGGAUAACGAAAAGAAAAUUAGUAUAUUAUAUGAAAAUAUGACGAGUAUGAAGCCGGACGAUUCCUACGAUGACGUCAUAGCCAAACCAGUCAUGCGAAAACCAAUCCAGAGAGAGGUUGAGGUACUGGCGGAGGAUGAGCAGGCGUUCUUAAUGAAACAGCAGAUGCAGCUCACGAAGCAGGCACCGUCUGGUAGCGGAGGACAGCGGGAGUCUCCUAUGAGGCCGUCACCAGGCGCCCAGAAGCAAUCACCACGAGCCCCAGGGGCUGCUGCUGCCAAUGCUGCAGGUCUUGCCGCAUCACCAAAGAAAGCGGGUAUGGAAGGAGCCCGAGCGGGAUCGACCAGUGAAGGCGUGCUAGCCAACUUCUUCAAUAGUCUCCUGAGUAAAAAGACCGGUGGAGCCGGUGGCCCAGAAGGCGGGCCACCAGGACCGGGUGGACCCAGUGCACCAGGACCGAGAGGAACUGCCAAGACAGUUGACGGGGAAGGGGAACCCAAUGGCGAUGCCAAUGAUAAAGCUGCAGUGACGAGAGACGCAGCUGCCGAACUAGAUCGAAUGACACGUGCCAAGAAACCAAUACCAGGCCAGAACUCGACAGGUGGUGCAUCUUGAACAGACGUAGUUACGAUAUCGACUCACUGCUUCAAGAACACACGCGCUACACAAAGGCCAUGACAUCAUAGACUGCCGGUCGUGACAGGAUAUUAAAACAAACACUGAAAUUUACUUAGUCAUUCGCUUGGAUGCUGAUCUGUUGGGGGCGUUUAUGCAACUGUCAAUGUGUGUUUUGUACACCCCCUCCUCAAGGGCAUUGCACUUACAAUAAGACCUCUUAAUCUCGUGGGAAAAUGAUGAUGGCCAGUCGUGGCAAUCAAAAACAGGUGGUAAGCCUUGCACAAGACAGGUUAAAGCGUACAACCCCAUUUCGGUGAGAGUUUGUCAGAGGUGAAAUCGUCAAUGCAACACAACACAGGUUUUGAGACUCCUACAGUCCCAAUCACAGUUGACGUCAAUCCUGCUUCGCGUCAGUGACGCGCGACGUUCGCGCCAGUGACACGCCUAUCUCUCUAAGUUUCGUGUAUGUUACACUCGACCUAUGCGCUGGGUUGUGCGUCCUUGACGCGACUUAUGGGAUGUCAUUUGUGAUACGUACUGUAAAGCCAUCAUGUCUUAUCAAAACCAUUCUAAACACUUCUUCACGAUUUCAUCAAAUGGCUUACAGAUCUCUCUGAAGCUUCGACAUUUUUGCCGCUUCUUUGUGUCAUUAGCUUCGGGAGGGGGGGGGUCAAGACACGCAUUGAUAUUUGCAUUGAUAUUAGGACAUGAAGUCUCUGUACACCUGCUUCACAAGAGUUCAUUUUGCCUUAAACUUGCUGUUAUUGUAUAAAAUAUGUGGCAGAUUUGAAAAUCCUUCGACGUCUGUUCUCAUCGAUGCUUUAGAGGGGUUUAUUGAGUCGAUGAAAAACUGUAUUGUAUUCAAAACAUACCAAGUCUAUUAACAGGGUUCCAUAUGUCGAUAGAGAAGUGUAAUGAUUCACAGGUUUUGAGAAAGGGGGUCAUAGAAGUCCAUUAAGUCCAUUUCCAUAAAAACGCGAUAUGAGGGUCUCAUUUCAAAUUUAAGUCUCCUGGGUUAUUUUUUUAUAUUUUGGAAAAAUGGUUUUAGGAUCUGAUAUUCAGGUUUCGCCACACCAUCAAUAUCAUGCACCCAAGAGAUCCAUAAAAUGGAUAUUUGUCGUCAAUACUACAUGAAUUUUCCCUAGAAAUCGGAAGUAAGGCUUUAUACAUGUAUGCCAUUGGAAUAUUCAGCUAACACCUCUGUAUAGUCCGUUCUCAUUUUCUUAACAAUGGGUGAUAUGAAUAAAGACUAGCAAAUGCUUUUACUUCAGUUUUGUACAGAAAGGCCUAGUGUAAAUGUACAUGGAGUUUUAGAUAAAAGCAUUUGCUAGUCUUUAUUCAUAUCACCCAAUCAUCCAACAUGACUUGGUUGUUUUCUCAACCUCUCCUCCAGCCAGCCCUCUGAAUGUGCACAGCUUACGUUUUCUACUUUCUUAAUAUCUUUGUUGUUUCUUUAUAGACUGUGGUGGUCUUCCAUUUCACAGGGUAGUCCCAGAAGCACAGCACUGUCAGUGUCACAUUUGAUUGUGGGAAGGGGUUCUUCAGGACGCUGGAUAGACAAAAAAUAAACAAGAUUUUCAGGAUGGACUCCCGGGUUUUACCAAAAUUAGGGAGGGGAAAAAUGCACUGUCAAUCCACGAUCAAUGUCACAUUUGAGGGAUGGGGUUUUAAAGGUCGCAGGAUAGACGAAAAGCCUUUUUUGGGGAUAGACCCAAAUUUUACCAAAAUUAGGGAGGGGCAAAAAAGUGCAUUGGGAUUUGCCAAAAUUGUUUGCCUGUCUUCGAAUUGCCAUUAUAUUUUUGAGGCGCCUCCUUGAAACGGCACCUUGGCCUGCUGUCCUGUAAACAACCACUGUCCUGUUCAUUGCCCAAACCUCCUCCUUUCAUGCUUAAGCCUGUUGUAAAAAAGAUCCUCACAAUUGAACAACCAUGAGUAUAUAUAACCAAGAAACCGGUGGAGGGGGAAUAAUAAAAACAGAAAGAUACUUCUUGAAUUUAAAUGAAUGUGAUGUACUUAACUGCCUCCUGUGCGUCAGGUCCAGGGUAAUUUCUUUGGCUUUAAAAGAUAUUGAAAUCAUUGUUGUACAGUAGAGAAUUGCCCAUGUUCUUUGCUUUUUAGUCGAUAACUUCACAUAACCUAGCCUUAGCACGAAUGAAUAGCAUUCCGCGAAGUUACUAUUUAUAGCUCACAAGGUCAUUUGAAUAAGAUAUUGAUGACGUUUUAGUCACGUGACAGUCGGACAUCGACACUUAUUUCUACGCAUUUGAGCUUAUUUCAAAGUCAAUUAUCUUUGACCCUGCAUUGUUUUUAACAUGAGUGAUACCAUAGAGUCAGAGAGAGAAAUAUUCAGAACAAUUAUGUGGUAUUUCCAACACUCGGACAUGUGCCAGAUUGAAUCUAACUGCCCGAGUUAGAAAGCCUGAAUCCAUUACGAAACCGCAUGUUUGUCCGACAUUGCCUGUAAUUCAGCGAUGGGGAAAUAGAGGGCAGCAGCUGCAGUGACGUCAUCUUCGCGGAAUGCUAUUGCACUGAAGUGCAGCUGUUUGCUUACUGCUAGUUGUAUAUUGCAUUGUAUUGUAAUUACAGAAUUUUCAUGAGUUUUGAGAAAGCUUUGGCCAUGGCAUGAAUGGGUAUUGGCGAUGACUCCACUCAUGCAGUCAAGAGAAAAGGGCUACAAACACAUCAGAUGGAAGUGCAAUAUUUUAAAAAAUUCAGGGCAAUAUUUUAAAAAAUUCAGGGCUUGAAUUUGUCAAACCACUGACCCUGCUGCCAUGGCAGUCGGCGCCCUCCAAAAUGGCCUUUGUGCCCUCUAAAUCUUUUUUCACAUUUUCCCGUAAUCAAGGCCUAAAUGGCUCUACAAUGGUCGCCCUAAUAAGUUUCGAAUUCAAGACCUGAAAAUGACGUAAGUACUUUAUUAACCCUAAUAGCACUCCAGCAUUUUACUUGUUUUUCCAUCUAUUCCUCCAGAAAAAUGGCUAAAAAUGAGCAAUUUUAACAUGAAAUUUGUGUAGUAUUUAUUACUCGUCAGUAACGGAGAACUCCAUGACUGAGCAAAAGUUUGGCUCCGAAAAUCAGCUAAGUAGAACGAUGUUUUGAUUCGGCACUUAAACGGCAGAUGUCACCCCUAUAUUGUGGGCAUCCACGGGCGUUUGAAGGAAAAAGCUGCGGCCGUCCACGGGUAUUAAGAGUGCUGCAGGGUUAAUGCAUGGUUCUUAUGAUAGAUGGCGACACUCUCUAUCCGCUCUUGUCCACACGAGACUCAAUUUUUGCAAAAUUGCACUUCUGUCCUGUGUGAUCUAGAAAACUUAACACUACUGAUGAGGCUGACAAAUCUUCUGGACAUGUCAUUCGAGUCCCCGUUUUGAAAGAAAUUGUUGCUAUGAAAUGGAUUGGGUGAGAAAAAUCUCUUCUGCUUGCAUAAUAUAUGAUGCAUCAAAAUGACCAAGAACCUGGGGUCGAAUGUAAAAAAUGCCUGCCUGAAUUUAUUUUUUUUAAGUUUUUGUUUUUUGAGAAAAUUUUGUACUCUUUUUUUUUUUUCUGGUGAUAUGAACACUAUGUGCAAUGAAGUACAUGGAAGAAGAGUCCAUUCUUCUUUGUUAUUUACAUGUAGGGUGGUCGAUCAGCCAGGAACAUGUCCGCCCUCAAUGAGGUUGUAUCUCGGCCACGGUAGUUGAUGUUUAUGCCCUUGCUACCCCUCAAUAGUCAAUGGACUCCUCCUCCUUCAUGUUGUGCAAACAGUACCCCACUGGCCAUAGUAUUAAUGAAGGGUAAUUUUCAUGGCGGUGUCAUGGACUGUUGUGAAAUGUGCGAUGGGACAUGUCAUGGCCUAGUCCUUUGAGGGGUCAGAGGUGAUAUUAAAAUAUUCAUAAAUGAAUUCUUGAUCAUGAAAACGUUGCGACUGUUGAUGUCAUUUGUAUCGAGUGCAAAAGCUGAAAUGUUUCUAGCAGAUUCUGUGCUUCAGAAAAAAAGGCGUUUUAAUGCAGUUUUGCCAAGCUUGUAUGGGCAUUUUUGCAGAUCGGGGUCAUUGCUACAUGGAGAUGUAUAAAGACAGGGGCUGGUUGCAAACGUCAAGAGGGUUGUCCUUGACAUCUGUGGCGAAGCUGAAACCUCUUUUUUGUCGUCGAAUGUUUUCGAAGAUGAUACAAGCCUUUUGUUUGCGAGCUCGUUUCCUUCAGAAUGAAUUGGUAUGGUUCUCCUUUUCGGGGGAUUGUUCUCUCGAUUAUAAGGGAGCCAUUUUUUGCAUUGUCGGGAUAAUAUUUUUCCUGAGAUAGAAUGAACUGCUCUUUUGUAAUAUAUACAUGUAUGUAGAUUACCUUGCUAAAUUCGAUAACCCAUUAAGGUUGGAUAAGACUUGACAUGGAUGGAUAACAUUUUGAGAAUUGACAAUUAUUAUCCCCCAAUAUUCGGUUGCAACAUUCUGUUCUAGAAUUGUGAGACAUUUAAAAUUCGUUCCUUGAGGAUUUUUCAUCAUUAAUGGGUUAAUUGCUGCUGUACAUGAUAUGUAUAUGUUAGGCUGCCUUGGCCUGCUUUAAUAUUAGGCUGUGUGAACAGGGCAAGCAAGGCCCUGGUCAUGAAAUGCUUUGAUUCCCGUACGACCUUCAAGCCAAUCUGGCUCGGGAAAAUGACGGUUACCGAAUCUGCGCACCAAAGACCUUUGCAGUGAACAGGGCUGUGCACUUGACCAAAGCGAUUGGCACAAGGUGGCCUCGAUGAAAUUUUCUGUACGUCUGUAUAUAAAUUAUGUCUAAAAUUAUGCAUGUAAUGUGUUCACCUGGUUCAAGCCUUCCACUUUUGAUGGCGUCUGGGCUAAUAUCAAGGUUUAUAUUGUUGCUUAGUAGGGAAAAUUACCUGGAAUUGGUCCUGGAGUUGUAAAAUGUGCUCUAAUUUGAGUUCAGAUGGCAAUAUAGUGUACUUUUAGUCAGAAGAACCUCAGACCUACCUUGCUGACUUAAAGUUCCACUCAUCUUUGUGCAAAAAGGAGUGAAGUCCUGGAGUCAUUUUGUGAAUGCCCUGAACUUACCUGUUUUCAGUGUCCAUAUGAGUUUUUGCCCGGAGAAAAUGUUUGAUGAUGCAGUCUCAAGAAUGAAAGAGUCCCAGAAAAAAUCUCGCCAUUUCUGAACAAACCUCCGCCAAAAGGAGCUCUGAUCUGUAAAAGAGGCAAAUUCAAGAUGAAGAGACAAGACCACCAUUGAUUUUUUAAGCCUUUUAGCAGUUCAGUUGUCAAUGUUUGACCGCGUCGCAUCAAAUACUGCGUGGGGUUGUGAAUCUGAAAUUUUGAUAUGAAAUUCCGGACAGUCGGGCAAGUAAAUGGUGAAAAGUAAACUGGUAGUUGACCACAGACACUUUUUGAUAAUCGACAAAUUGGACAGACAUUGGUAUUUCCACUCUUCAGCCAACUGGCAGAAAAAUCUCAAAACACGCCCCCUAUUGCCAAACUAUCAAAAUUCAAAAUUAAUUUGUUCAUCAAAUAAUUUCUUUAUAUCUGUAGACUUGCCAGAGCAAAUAUUUUUUCCAUAGCUCUCCAAAUAUGUACUUGAGAGUUAAAAACAUACUCGCGUCUAAUUGAUAGGUCUGGACCCUCCAACCUGUGAAUAUUCAUUGGUGGUAUUGUCUCUGAACAUUAAGAAACAAGGUCAGCGAAUUGCUUAUCUGUGUCGACAUCUGUAGGCCUAGAUAAUGAUAAAAAUCGUUCAGGUUUUAAAAGUUCAACCUUGAUUGAUACCUUGCUCUGUGUUGGUCCACAUUGUCCAAUGUUCUCUUGUAUUUCUUGUGCUUGAAAUAUGUGAUUUAUAGCCUGUAACGCUUCUGAUACCAAAAUUGUAAAUUUGGUGAUUUUUUAGUGGGAUGCAGUUUCAAAUUUUAUGUCAUAGAAGUAGUUAAUAUACCAACUGUGAUAUAACAACAGCUUAAUAAUAGGAUAUUGAUCAACCUCGAGCUGAUUUCACCCAAAAGGCAGGUUGAUACACACUGCGUAUAAACAAUGCACUUGGGUUGCUAAUCUACUAUAAUAUGGAAUGACUGGCAGUGCUCAUUUUCCGGUAUGUACACCGAUGAUGCUCAUGAUGAUGAUGAUGAUGAUGAUAUUGAGUUCUUAUAAACCGCUUUUCCCAAUUUCACUGCUCAAAGCGCUUUUGGGAUACCAUAUUACCCCAGUCUCCACAGAAAUCAAUCAGGGGUUUCAAGGAGCAACCAGAAUGCGCUCACUUGAACUCGACCAGUAGGGGAACCAAGCAGCGACUCGGCCGGGAGUCGAACCCACGACCUCCUGAUCAUGAGGCCGACUCUCUUCCACUGCACUACCACAACUGCUCGCCACAGAGGCAAAAAUUGUACCACCUUUAAAUACCUUUUCCUGUCAUUCUUUAGAUUUAUCAGUACCAGCUCAUUCCCAGCUACCGCACAGGCCAGUGAAAUCAGCAACAGUAUCAACUUGGUCACCGAGGCUGAUGCGCCAUCUAUGAGACUGUAGAGUAAAUAUAAUUUGUGCAGUUUACACAGAUUCUCUGACGUUUUUGAUUUCAGAUUACUUCAUACUUGCUUACUUACUUUAAAGUGCAUCAGAAGUGCGAGAAAUUGAUUGCAGAUUGGGUGCAUAUCAUUCUCGCUGGCCUGGAUGGGUGAGAUCAACUCUUUGAUAUGAAUAUCCUUACAAAAGAGGAGAUUUUGAAACUAUUGAAUGUGCUCACUUUGUCCCUGGGACUUCCAUUGACUUGAAUUCCUGAUCGAGAUCAUUUUCAUAGAAUAUGUAUGAAAUGUACGUCACUAAAUUGUUACACGUACAUGUAAGUCAGGUGACAAGACUGAAUAUUGUAUCAUCAUAGUUAAAGGGACAAUUUUGGCGUGGGAUUUAGGUGGAUAGGGUGCCAACUGCCACCCAUGUCCCGUCGCGCAUUUAGUGUCAAAUACCGUAUUAUCUCUGGUUACAGUUAACGAAUUUUGCUAGUGUUGCAGGGUGGUUUUGAACAUGGCUUUAAAAUUUCAAACAGGCCUACAGUUACAUUUUGUUCCAGUAUUAAAAGUGUUUAUUGCAGUUUGAAUAUUUCUCAAUGAUCCUGCUUGGAGAAGUCCUGCUGGAAGCCAUUUUGGCAAACAAAAACAAACAUUUGUCAUCAUGCCCAAGUUGUCCCUUUAAGACAGAAUAAUGGCAUUUGUGUAAAAUCAAAUAUUGUGGUUCUGUUCAUUUAUAGUUUGUUGUGGCUUUGCCCAAAUUCUACAAGAACUCCUUUACAUCCACCUCUUUCAUGGAGGUGGAUGUAAACACGAGGCUUCAGCUUAGGGAUACCUUUUGAAUUUAUAAAAAAUACAAGCUUUCUAUUCUAGAUUCAUGCUACAUAAGUAAGGUAAAGUGGUACAUUUAUACGCCCCGGUACAAUUACAACCCAUGCAGUGUAGAAAAUAACUGGCUGUACGCAUUGAUGCACACAUACAUGUACAUGUAGGCAGUUAUUGUACCAUCUUUCAUUGAAAUUAUCAUGUAUCAUUGUAAAGUGAGAAGUUGCGUAUUGCAACGGCAUAUUGGAAACUACAAAAACCUGUGCAAUGAAUUUGAGUACUAUUACAGUGAAAAUUACAUUAAGACAUGCGACUUAACGGUUCUAUUUCAUUGAUGAAUAUAUGGUUGGAAGUUUGUCAGUGAUGCAUGUACAUUUGCAACAUGAGAAUACAUGUAUGACCUGAAAUGUUACUCAUGAGAUUAACAACUCUACCAUAUCUUAAUAUGUAUAUAAUUGUAUUUUGUGUAACAGUAUCUAUAAAACCAUCAUUAUGUCCUUGAGUUUAUGUCCAUGUACAAGUGUAUCGUGAACUGAAAUAUGUCAGACCAUUUAAUACCACUAUAUACAGUGAGACAGUGGCUGGUGUGAAUAAAGAAUUAGUAAAUGCUUUUACUCCAAUUGUGCACAGAAAGGCCAAGUGUAAAUGCACAUGAAAUGUUCAGUAAAAGCAUUUACUAGUAUUUUAUAUCAAAUCACUGAUUUACUGUGCUUUUUUCUGUGCAAUGUCUUUCUGCCACAUUUUAUUUCUGCGUGAAUAUAUUCUUGAUUUGUUUUUCUGCAUUAAGCAUCAAUUGAUGUCAAUGUAGAAUGAGGGAUUUGUAAAAUCUGUCAGAUAUUGGUAUCUGAAAUGAUGCAUUAUUGUUGACAAAAUGUGAUAUUUGCAAGUGUUCUCACUCUGACAAAUAAAAAUAAAUGAAUAAUUUCCCUCUGGAACAAUGCUAUAAAAGCUCUGCGACACAAUUUAAGAACAUUUCGAUUGCUAGCCGGCUCAUCACCAUCAAAAUUUUCUUUGAUGUUUGUUGACAAAGUAUUUGCUAGAACUAAAGUGCCUUUGGUGUUUUGCUAAAGUACAGAAUACCUGAUAUUAAAAUUUUUUCUCUCUAUUUUAAAUACUUCGCAAGAAGAAAGUUUGACUUUUGAAAGCCACAGCUGACUGAGAGUGCAAAGAAGUUGAACCUUGACCUGAGAAUCUCUCCUCAUGCAUUCGCUGUUGUCCUCAAGCAGGAUUGGAAACUUCAGUCUCUGUAUAAAACCCAAGGGCCCAUGCUCUCUGAACGAAACGAGCAUUUAAGGUGCCUUCUCAUUUGCCAAUUAUACCUGAUCAAAAGUUCCAAGCACCGCUUGAGGGAAGAGACAAAUUGGGUUGUUUAUACCCAAGGUCUGAUGUGAUUUUUGAAACUUUACGUGUCGUUCAAAACUUCAUUAUAAAUAUGUGCUAAGUUGGUGGAUUUUCAGUCCAUUGAGUCUACAAUGUAUGUCUGGAGUUUCACUACAUGUGCAUUUCUUAUUCCUGUCUGUAUUUCCGUGAUUGAUCUCUAGGUUAUCUGCACUGUUAAACUUAACCCUUUAGAUCCUAGAACAUUUUUAUGUGCUUCCCCAUAUUUGCCUGGAGCAUUUCAGUAAUUUUCACCGAAAAGACCCCCAAAGCACCCCUGAAGAAAACAAGCCAGUCUAUGUCCAUAAUAUUUCAUCAAUGGAUCCCUAACCGGCAGAAUCUCGGCCUUAGUUUCAUUGCUUAAGUAGAGAUGGCGAUGGUGCUGCUCAAAAAUGGGUAUUGGUGGGGGACGGUGAGCAGCCGGUUAGGAAUGAAUAGACAAAAAUCUGUGGCCGGUCUAGGAUCUAAAGGGUUAAAGAUGGCAAAAUGUUCAACUCCAAUGCAUUAUGAAACCAUGCAGUUUCUUUACGACAUUGCAAAAUUUAUUCUACCAUCAAUUGAAAAUGAAGGUAUAAUGAUAUGAGAAUAUGAGAAUAUUUCACGGUGUAGAGACAAGUCAGUGGGCUUCUGUGUCAUGGAAUCCUUCAAUUUGCUCCUGUUUUAAGCUGGCGAUUUCCUUCAUGUACAUCCUCAGUGGUUUGGCAUGUGUCUCGUCAAACUAGGGCCUACCCUGCCAGAUUUCAAUAAUACUUUUCUGUGCACUUUUGCCCACAUGAUAUAUUCAGUUGACCUCAAGAUACCCCAUGAAAGCCUAGUUCAUACGCUGUGAAAGUUAUGAUUUGAAUUCAAAUUUUCAAAAUGUUUUGUAAGUGCCACAUGUAGCAAACACCUCUUUGUUAAGGACAACCUCUCUAUUAAGGACACUAGUUUUGUUCCCAAAGUGGCUGUUUCCAUUCAGUUUAACCUCUCUAAUGAGUAAUAAGGACAGCAUAUAUCAGUCCGAAAGGUGUCCUUAAUAGAGAGGUUCUACUGUAGUUCCAUUGCCUUUUGAGGAAUUGUGUGUUUCGUUGGUAUUUUGUGGAUCUAAUGUGAGUUUUCUAAAUUUGUACAUUGGUACAGAUUUUCUUGGUAUGGCACAAUCUUCAUGAAAAUCCCAGCUUAAUACAAAAAUGUAUGGUGACCAUGGUUAUUGAACAAGGAGAGGAUGUGUGUCUCAUCGGAGCAUUGUACAAAAGUAUGUGUAGAAAAUUUUCACUUGAAGAUUUUGAGAUCAUGAGAGACACAUCCCCAUCCUAACAAUGCGAUGGUCCAAUGGAUUUUGAGGUCAACUCACUUUGAUGUAGGCUUUUGUUCAUAAUGCACAAAUUCGUCUGGUGUAGAACAGACUAUUCAUUAAUACCCAAAUAUAGCUUUGGUUUUCUUCAUGAUUUGUAGGGGUACAAAUAUUUGCUGGAAUGUAGAUACAUGUAGAUGUUAUUUAUUAAUAAUCAGAAAGCAAUGUGCAUGUCUAUACCAAGUUUUUUGCCAAUGUAGCACAUUUUUCGUGAGAACAGGGACUUUAGUAUGUUUGCUACAAACUCUGAUGUAGGAAUGGGAAAGGAAUUGGACUAUGGUACAUUUUACUGCAAAUAAAACCCUGUUGAAACAAA
Lineus longissimus is the source of this 11851-nucleotide messenger RNA. RefSeq names its product cytoplasmic dynein 1 light intermediate chain 2-like. Gene Ontology annotation, cellular component: cytoplasmic dynein complex; centrosome. Gene Ontology annotation, molecular function: dynein heavy chain binding. The record is from RefSeq and is a predicted model, not a curated record. Gene Ontology annotation, biological process: microtubule cytoskeleton organization; microtubule-based movement. The transcript has 12 exons. Bases 6 to 1550 code for a protein of 514 amino acids. NCBI's taxonomy places the organism in Eukaryota, Metazoa, Nemertea, Pilidiophora, Heteronemertea, Lineidae.